AGCUUCAAAAAACCCUUAAUCAUUUGCUAAAAUCCAUAAAAUAACAAAAAUAUCCAACAAACAAAAACCCCGUCUCGAUAUCCACAACACAAACAUUGACUUCACCGUAACAACAUUCACAACCAAAUUCACUCCCAAACAGUUCAAAAAAUGGAUCAUCAAAUUCGCUAACAAUCUUCAACAAACUCGUCAAAAUCCACACCUUCAUCAUCACAAUCAUCAUCAUCUGAAUCGACUCACUCAACGAUGCGGUUAUGGACAGUGUUAUAUGUUCUUCUACUGUUAGGUUUAGGGUUUUCACCGGAAUUUGGGGCUUCGUUGAAGCUUCCGUUCGCAGUAGACGAUUUGCUUCCGGUUUUACCGCGGCAGAUCUCGUGGCCGGUGAUGAAUAGUUUCGGUAAGGCGGUGGAUCUGUUGCCGUCGUUUGUUGGAACGAUUUCGCCGAAUAAUGGAUCGGUGAAGUGGAGAGGUGCGUGUUUUUAUGGAAACGAAGCGCGUAUGGAGCUUACUGGAGGUGAUGAGCGUGGUUUAGGAGGUGGUGUUAUCUAUCUCAAGACUGCUGAAGCCCACAGUUACACAUGUAUGGAUCUCUAUGUCUUUGCUACACCCUACAGGAUUACAUGGGAUUACUACUUCGUAUCACGUGAACAUACUUAUGAAUUUAAAUCAUGGGAGGACCCUGCAGAGUUGGAAUAUGUAAAACAACACGGAGUCUCUGUCUUUCUAAUGCCAUCUGGAAUGCUAGGAACAUUGCUUUCUUUGGUUGAUGUUUUACCGCUAUUUUCCAACACAAAAUACGGUCAAGAUGCGAAUCUUGCUUUUCUAAAGAACCACAUGGGCGCUACUUUCGAGACACGACCUAAGCCAUGGCGUGCAACCAUUGAUCCAAAUGAUGUUCAUUCGGGUGAUUUUUUAGCUGUUUCAAAGAUCCGUGGACGAUGGGGCGGGUUUGAAACAUUGGAGAAGUGGGUCACUGGGGCGUUUGCAGGUCAUACUGCGGUUUGUAUGAAGGACGAGUUUGGAAAUCUUUGGGUUGGUGAAUCUGGACACGAGAAUGAAAAGGGUGAAGAGAUUAUUGUGGUAAUACCAUGGGAUGAAUGGUGGGAUUUGGCACUUAAGGAUGAUUCUAACCCACAAAUAGCAUUGUUACCAUUACAUCCUGAAAUACGUGCGAAGUGGAAUAACACUGCCGCAUGGGAAUAUGCUCUAAGCAUGUCGGGAAAGCCUUACGGUUAUCAUAACAUGAUUUUUAGUUGGAUUGACACUAUUGGCGACAAUUAUCCGCCACCUAUUGAUGCUCACUUGGUGAUUUCUGUCAUGUCUAUGUGGACAAGAAUGCAGCCUGCAUAUGCUGCCAAUAUGUGGAAUGAAGCCCUAAAUAUGCGUCUUGGGACGGAGGGGUUGGACUUGUAUGAAAUCUUAGAAGAGACCGAAAAACGAGGCAUAUCUUUUGAUGAAUUGCUCACAAUCCCCGAGAAUGAUGAAUGGGUGUAUAGUGAUGGCAAAUCUACAACUUGUGUUGCCUUUAUUCUUCAAAUGUAUAAAGCUGCUGGAGUUUUCGGCCCUGUUGCAGAUUCCAUUCAAGUAACCGAGUUCACUAUUCGUGAUGCGUAUAUGCUCAAAAUCUUUGAAAACAACCAAACCCGACUUCCGAAUUGGUGCAACAAUGGUGACGAUAAGCUUCCAUUCUGCCAAAUUCUUGGUAAAUAUCGUAUGGAACUACCUCUAUACAACACGUUAGAGCCGUAUUCCAACAUGAAUGAAAACUGCCCUUCUCUCCCUCCAACUUACGAGAGGCCUACGCAUUGCUAAACUUCUAAUAUUCCAAGUUGUGUAUAUUGAAUCUGUUUUAAACCUCGUAUUGUGUUGUUUUGCUACGUAUGUCUACACGCUCAUGGUAUAGAUGACGGUAAGCGUAAGCACUAAUCUCUACUAUUUUGUGAUCGUCAAAUGGUUAUUGUAGGUGGGUUAUGUGUGUAUAUGGUUUCUUAUACUUCCCGA
Molecule: messenger RNA, 2001 nt
Organism: Helianthus annuus (common sunflower)
Lineage: Eukaryota; Viridiplantae; Streptophyta; Magnoliopsida; Asterales; Asteraceae
Exons: 7
Coding region: 247-1812 (521 amino acids)
Source: RefSeq, a predicted model, not a curated record